GUCAAUUAGUACUUUACAUUCUGAUAUAUCUCAAUCAUUGUGUGGAUGACAUUCUGAACCUCAACGUGAUUCAUUAUUUCUCAUACAUGAUAAUGAUUAACUGAUUAACCUUUUUUCAUCAUCUUUUGUGUUUCCACAGAUUCUUCUGAUUUUCCAAUUGUGGCAUGGUUGUUGAAAUUGGAUAAAACUAAAACAUCUCGGAGAAUAGUUUUUUUCUUCUAUCAUGGCGCGAAGAUCUCCUCGUCUGGUAAACCAAAAAUGCGAAACAGGUUGCACAUCCCGAAUGUUUGGAAUCUUUAACUUUCAUGAAGCUCGUUCUGAUAGAAGAUUGGUUUCCAAUGGUAGCCAUUUGAAUAAACACACCACUGGUCAGAGAAAUGGAAAAUCCAAAAUUAACUCGGAUGUGCUUAGCACGGUCGAUGAAAAGUACCCUCAUGCUGCUGAUGCAAGUUCGAGAAGAAAAAGAGGUUUAAGUUGUAAGAAUAUCUGCGUGGAGGAUAAUCAGAUUGCAGAUUUGGAAAAGGAAGUAACGAAAAUGAUUGUUAAUCAAAGAUUUUUUGACAAAAACUCUCGAGGCAAAGACGGUGUAGACUGUCAGCCUAAUCAGUUCUUAGAUGCUGUACAGAUUUUAUAUUCAAACAAGGAACUUUUUGUUAAGCUUCUGCAAGAUCCAAACUCUCUGUUGGUGAAACAGAUUCAUGACUUACAGAAAUCUCAAGUGAAAGCGGAACAAAAUGGAAUGACUAGAUUGAAUAAAGCUCAAAACAGUGGCAGUUUUGUUGAUAGGUCUAAAUCGAGUUCAGAUUGCGAGACUCAGUCCUCUAAAAGAAUAGUAGUUUUGAAGCCUAAGAUGAGUAAUGUGAAAGAAAUUGCUGACAGUAGAUAUGUGCUUAUGAGUGGAUCACUAGUACAAGCUAUACAUGAUCAAUUUGAAGAGAACCAUCUUGCAGACAUUGCAACAUUCUCUUUGGAUCCAAUGAACAAAUCAAAUGACAUCAUAAGUGAAGUUCUGCAGGCUUUCAGCUUGAAAUGCGAUGAACCGAUAAAGAGUUAUUUAUCAAACCUUUUGACGGAUUCAUCCACUUUUGAAGAACUGAAUGGAUUAACUGACCAACUUUCUGACAGUAAAAUCUUGCAUGACUGUAUCAUCCAAUGUUUCAUGGACUUAUACCAGAGCAGUGGUUUUCUACCUCAAUUUUCAUCAAGAAAUUCAAACUUCUUCCAACCAUGUGUUGUGAAGAAAAUUUUGGUUAGAGAAAUUAAUGAACUUGUUAACCUGCACUUUGCUCCUCGUCAAUCACCAAUAACGUUACAGCAGGUUGUUGAAAAGGACUUAGGAAGACGUGGAUCAUGGAUGAAUAUCCAUGUGGAUACAGAAGACAUUGCAAUUGAAGUGGAGGAAGAUGUUUUGGAAAAACUGGUUUUGGAAAUAGUCUCUGAUAUGGAUAUCAGAGACUUGAUACAAUGCAAUGAAACUAUGUCAAAAUCAUAAAAUUUUCGGUGUGAUAGUAUUUAUAUAUUUUUUUCAAUUGUACUCUUUUAAUAUUACAAGCAUGACUGUAAAUUCAAUAUUUUUUUACUUUAUAUUAAUGAUAGUGAUAAGCCCCUCAA
Messenger RNA from Vicia villosa (hairy vetch), 1611 nucleotides. RefSeq lists its product as uncharacterized. The coding region runs from base 224 to 1492 and encodes 422 amino acids. Lineage: Eukaryota; Viridiplantae; Streptophyta; Magnoliopsida; Fabales; Fabaceae. The transcript has 4 exons. The record is from RefSeq and is a predicted model, not a curated record.